AUGAAUCCGAAAAAGCAAAAGCCUCUGUACAGGAGAAAGAAGUUCUCUCCCGAGAUGGAGACCGCUGACUGCUCGACGAUCAUUCAUCUGAAUGGCGUGAACGAAAUAUCCUCCGACUACGCUGAUAUCAAAGAGUACGAUCAGCCAGAGGUUUCCCCCUAUACAACAUCAACCGUCACUCUGCUUAUUGGUAUCGAAACAACGGAGUACACGAUUCCAGAAUACUUUAUCAGAGAAACACCCAUAUGGGACGAAGAUCCGGGGCCUUUUCGUCACCACUCCGGCCAGAAGUCUAUCAGGCUGCCCCUCGUGGAUGAGGACGUGGGCCACACGCUUGUGCAUUACCUAUACACCGGCGAGUACCAGACACUCAAGAAGGGAAUCGAGUGGGACCCGAUAACUGAAUACAAACGGAGCGUCCUCGCUUACUAUGCUGCACGGAGAUAUGGAUUAGAGGGUCUGGAGGCACUCGCGAAAAAAUGUAUGGAGAAGCUCGGGUCUUCCACGUCGGUGUCGAUAUUUACGGUUUUGAAGACUGCACGGAGCAUCUAUUCGAAGCUUCCGGGGGACAAGCAAUGGUUUUCCGAAUAUAUCAAGAGUAAAAUGGAGAUGGCCUUUCAAGCGGACGAGAACCUGUUUCGCCAAGACCAAUUUUUGGAAAAGAUCGGGACUAGCUCUUCAUUUGAUAAGUUUCUGAUGCAAAGUGUGGUGGAUAUAUAUUUUAAAAGGGUCUUCGCGUUGGAGACAUAUAUUGAGAAUGCCCUGGUGAUCCAUAGUGAGAGAAAUGAUAGCGAAUGCUGCCAUGGAGAAGGGCUUGCUGCCGAAGACCCAGCUAUUAUUGAAGAAGAAAUUAACAAAGAAGGCUCCAUCGACGAAGGGCCUGAUAACAAACAUUUCGACCAGCCGGAGGACGAACCACCACCAAUCGAUGGUGACGAAGGUGAAGCAUCAUAUCAGGAUGACGGCGCGAAAGAACCCGAUGAGCACAUUGGAAUCGCCGAAACGAAUCAAUAUUAUGAGCCCGUCAACUCCUGGUUCCCCCCUCCAAGUAUAAAGAAGAAGAGCAAAAGAGGCAAUCUUCUCAAUGCCUCAGUUGAAGCACUCAUAUCCACGCCUCCGCCAGUGGAACCUGAGUUCUCCAAAGACGAGCCGAUCCCUGAGCACUUUGGCAGUACAGGCGGCUGGGACAACUGGAGCACCUGGUCACCACAAAAAACUACCAAAAAGAAAAAGAAAAAAAGCGGAUUUGCUGAACUUCCACCUACGGCAAAUCUGCCCGAACCUGAACCGUGCACGAAAUCCAUUGAUGUGGUAGCCUGA
This is a messenger RNA of Coccidioides immitis RS, 1320 nucleotides long. RefSeq lists its product as uncharacterized. Lineage: Eukaryota; Fungi; Ascomycota; Eurotiomycetes; Onygenales; Onygenaceae. The coding region runs from base 1 to 1320 and encodes 439 amino acids. The record is from RefSeq and is a predicted model, not a curated record. The transcript is spliced from 2 exons.